AUGAAUAGUUUAGAAAUUAGAAUGAAGUUUAUUCAAUUAAUGAAGACUUUACAUAAAUGCUCUCUAACUUCACAGGCAUCAAAUAUUUUAAUGUUAAACAAUUAUAAAAACUCUAUUUCUUUAAUCACUGAUUAUAAAAAACAAAAUAAAAACUACGAUAUUUUAACCAAUGAUUUAAAUACUAACAACACAAGUAAUAAUAUAAAUAAUAAUGACCUUCAUUUGCAAUUAUAUUUACGUUAUUAUGAGGAAAAUUAUGAUGAUUUUCAUCAAGUUUUAAUGGACUAUUUAAAGAAAAUUAAUAUUUUAGACAGAUUAGAUGUUUUAAUAUUUUGGACACAAUUAAUUACCCAAUUGAAUUUAAAACAAAGGAGAAACUUAGAUCAUACUGGGAAUAAAGCUUAUAUGGUAUUACAUGACUAUUUGAUUAGAUAUUUACCUCAAGUAUUUUCAUUGGUUUUACAAAUGAAUGCUUUACCGACUAAUGUUUCUAAUUCUACUUCCUCUUUGGCUGUUCCCUCUUCUACUUCUAUUCCCACUUAUUCUUCUUCUUCUUCUUCUUCUACUAUUUCUUCUUCCUCUUCUUCUUCUUCUUCCAAUACUACUACUACUACUACUACUGGCAAUAACAACAAUACUUAUAAUGUUGGUACAAAUAGUGGUACAAAUAGUGGUAAUAGCACAUGGCAAAAUGCCAUUACAAAUUUACCAUUGACUAUAGAGAUAUUUCAAUACAUCUACAAUUUAAUUGUUGAACCGAACAUGAGCUCUGAUAAUAAUAAAACACCAGGAUUGGAUAAAAUUUUAAAAAGUGAAAAGGCUUUUACAGAAUACUUGAAAGAACGUGGUAUUUAUGAAUUGAAUUCAAGGGAAAUUCGGCUAUUAAAAGGUAAAUGUAAUUUAAAUGAACUAAAUUGGGAAAAUAAUUUAUCAACAACGUAUUUGAGCAAGGAAGAAAAAGACCAAGAUUUCCAGGAUCUGGCUUAUUUAAUGAAAUGCUUUGAGAUAAUUUUACAAACAUUGCACUAUAAAUUUUUUUUGCAACAAUAUUUUAUAACAAAUGGUGGAUUUUGUGUGAAUGAGAAUAAUAUAAAUACAGCUCUGACUCAAGAAGAAACAUCAUCCAACGCUUUUGCCAGCACGGCUGGUACUAAUACCAAUAAAAACAUCAAAGUCAGUUCUUUAUUACAUAGGAUGGAGGCUGAUCGUGAAAGACAUAAAAAAUUAAAAGAGCAGAAUUGGUUUGUUCAUAGGGGUGACGAUGACUCGAUGAUUGGCAAAAAUGAAUUUGAAACAUUGUUGAACGUCAACAAUAGUACAAUUGACUACGAUAAAUUAUGUUUUUUACAAAAUCUAUAUUUAUCCUCGACAUGA
This is a messenger RNA of Saccharomycodes ludwigii, 1374 nucleotides long. RefSeq names its product Ctk3p (gene CTK3). Gene Ontology annotation, cellular component: CTDK-1 complex. The record is from RefSeq and is a predicted model, not a curated record. Gene Ontology annotation, biological process: positive regulation of DNA-templated transcription, elongation; positive regulation of transcription by RNA polymerase I. The transcript has a single exon. NCBI's taxonomy places the organism in Eukaryota, Fungi, Ascomycota, Saccharomycetes, Saccharomycodales, Saccharomycodaceae. The coding region runs from base 1 to 1374 and encodes 457 amino acids.